AUGGUUGACCGACGGCAUCCGUCGUACAGGAACAACCAGCAUAAGCCGAACCCUGAACUCAUCCAGAGAUUUCAAGCGCAUUUCUCCGGUGUUAUUCUCCCCACCACCCAUGCAGCCCCCGACCAAGUCCCCGCCCAGACGAUUACACCCAGACUUAGUGGCGGCCUCGAGGCCAGCGAUGGUGCGCCGCAGACUCAACAAGACCUCCGCUACUCCGCGGAGUUCAUCGAUCCGAAUUCGUUGGACUUCGUGAGCCAAGCCAACCAGCCCCAUGGCUACUAUACUCCCAAUUCCGGUGGUCUCGGCGCCAUGUUCCAUAACCAGGCCGGCGACUUACAUACGCCCGGCAUGGGCUUGCAUAUGAUGACACCACUCUCGCUCCCUCAGCAGAUUGCCGGUACCGCCGCAAAUGCCGACGGCGCGGGUCUCUCGAUGGACCAGUUCAAUCCAUCCUUUAUCCCCCAGCCAUUCCCGAAUCCGCAGGCUUUCGCACAACAGCCCCCGUUUGCCCCUGCCCCAUUUGUUCAAGAUUCAGGUUACGAUGCCAUGGAAGAUCAGGUGGAUGGACUGUCGCUGAAUGAUAUGGACAUGCAGGGUAGUGUUCAGACCAUGGCGCCAACGUUACAGCAUCUGAAUCAGAUGGAGGAUCAGUCCAUGGGUGAAAAAUUCCGUUAUCAUGUCACCUUGCGCGCACCAACCGCAAUGGUCAAGGAUCGAAACGAAAUCCCCGUGUCAUAUCUCAACAAAGGCCAAGCCUAUUCCAUAUCAGUGAUCGACACCGCGCCGCCGCCCAUCAGCCAUCAACCAGUGAAGUACCGGACGUAUAUCCGGGUUUCUUUCCAAGACAAAGAACAGAGAUCGAAACCCGCUGCUUGCUGGCAGCUGUGGAAGGAGGGGCGCGGAUCGAACGAGGCUCAUCAACGUGGUGGCAAACUUCAGGCGGUCGAAUAUGUCGAUCCCAUCCAAGGCGGUAUUGAGGGCCAAAAGAACCGCCCUGUCCAGCUGGAGAGCUCUUCAUUCGAUGGCUUUUGUGUUACGUGGACCCCAAGCCCGACUACUGGGGUGCCGGACUGCGCAAUCUCCGUCCGAUUCAACUUUCUCUCCACCGAUUUCAGCCAUUCGAAAGGUGUGAAAGGGAUCCCGGUCAGACUGUGUGCGAAGACGGAGAUGAUUGUUCCAGACGAGCAGACCGGUACCAGCGGUGGUGAUGCGGAAGUUUGCUAUUGCAAAGUCAAAUUGUUCCGCGACCAUGGCGCGGAGCGGAAACUAUCCAACGACGUCGCCCAUGUGAAGAAGACCAUCGAGAAGCUCAACCAACAAAUUGCACAAGCGGAGAUGGGCGCUGGGAACUACGGCAAGCGGAAGCGCAGCAGUGGCUCGAUCGCCCUCAAGAACACUGACCCUCGCCCGUCGAAGAUCACGAAACAUAAACGGACUUGGUCGAUGGGUUCGCAGGAGGCUCCCGAGAAGAUGAGCAUGGAGGAUGACCUCCGUGUCAAACUGGCCUUGAUGAACGAAAUGUUCGGGUCGACUCGAACAGUGAGCAUCCUCGGACUGCGUGGCGAAGAGGAAGACGAUCCCGAUUUGUUUCCGGUCAAGCUUCCCGAUCCGCACAGCUUUGUCAAGAAGGAGGUGGGCCAAUUCAGCAUCGAAACCAAGCCGGGUCUCCAGACCUUGUCUCCCACGAGCAGUUCUAUGUCCAUAAACUCGCCCGCUCAUGUGGCGUCGAGCCUUCAGCAGCCGGGCCUUUUCUACGAUUCGGGAUUCCAGGCUUCUCUGAGCGCAUCCGCGGACAAUUCGCGUCAUUGCUCCGAGAUUGGUGGCGAUCGAGUGCUGCUGAGACAUCCGGUGAAGGUGCAAAGACUAUCUUCUGCUGGGGACAUGCCGCAAGGAUUUAUUGAAGCGGUGGGCAUCGACCCCACAUACCGACCCCCGGAAGAGCGUCCGGCCAAGCCGAUUGCGUGCUUUUAUGUCCGCUUCCCUCGAGGCGAUCCGGUUCAGGACGACUACUAUCGGGCUGUCUACUUGACCGAGCGCACCGUGGGUGACCUGAUGCGCCAGAUCUCGAUGAAGCAACGGAUAGACCCUAACCGCAUUUUGCGUGUUGUUCACGUCAAGAAGGACAAUGGCAUCAAGAUCAUGGUGGACGAUGAUGUCGUCCGCGAGCUUCCCGACGGCCAGGAUAUGGUUGUUGAGAUUGCUCCAGCCUCAGCCUGUGACGAAGCCAUCUCCCCCACCGAGAAGAGUUCAACUCCCGCCGUUGAAGUCAAGCUGAGCUACUAG
Messenger RNA from Aspergillus terreus NIH2624, 2283 nucleotides. Its product is annotated as grainyhead-like protein. The record is from RefSeq and is a predicted model, not a curated record. The transcript is spliced from 3 exons. Gene Ontology annotation, cellular component: nucleus. The coding region runs from base 1 to 2283 and encodes 760 amino acids. Gene Ontology annotation, biological process: regulation of transcription by RNA polymerase II. Gene Ontology annotation, molecular function: DNA-binding transcription activator activity, RNA polymerase II-specific; RNA polymerase II cis-regulatory region sequence-specific DNA binding. NCBI's taxonomy places the organism in Eukaryota, Fungi, Ascomycota, Eurotiomycetes, Eurotiales, Aspergillaceae.